Molecule: messenger RNA, 1872 nt
Organism: Oldenlandia corymbosa var. corymbosa
Lineage: Eukaryota; Viridiplantae; Streptophyta; Magnoliopsida; Gentianales; Rubiaceae
Source: the annotation of a GenBank genome assembly
CCAAAGCCGGUUGGGUCUAUGCCUAUAAAAUACUUGAAACUUCAAAGUAGACCAAAAAUAUGUGCCGCGAUUUUAGAAUUUCGAAAAGGAAAGUAGGAAACCCAAAGCUAGACGGUCGGAUCCUUCCUGUCGGGUGGGUUACACAAUCCGCAUAAUUUUCCUUCGUCUUUAUCCGGAAAGCUCUCCCGCCAAAAGGCCCUCCGUCCUCCGCCGCCCGUGACCUCCGCCGCAACUUGUUUCGAGCUAAAUUGGGCUAGGAUUGAGCUCCCUUGCUGAAUUAAGGUUACCGAGACUUUAGCGAUAACCGAUAUGUCGGAGUCAGGAGAGCCUCAACAACAAGAAGAACAGCAGCAGCAACAACAAGUGUGCAGUUUCUUCAAGAAGCCAACUAAAAAUAAAAACAUCAGAAAACGCCCUACUCUUGAAGAAAAUGAUGGUGAUGAAGAUUCUAAGGAUGAGGGCACAGUAACUUAUAAGAAGAAGCAGGUAGCUGCAGCCGACAAUAAGCUUUACUUCUCGACUGGGUCAUCCAAACGCCAAGUUGACACUGGAUCAGAUGAAGAUUUAAAAGGGCCCCUGUUUCACUAUGAGUCUUCGAAGGAAAUUCAGGUCAAUAAUGAUAAUAGAGCAACAGCCACACUCGAAACAGAGACUGAGUUCUCAAAAGAUGCUCGGGCAGUUAGGGAGAGAGUUCUCAAGCAAGCAGAGGAAUCCCUGAAGGGAAAAGGGUCAAGUACUAAUGAUGGAAAAACAUACAAGGGAAUCCACGGUUACACUGACUACAAGGCUGGAUUUCGGAGGGAGCAUACAGUUGCUAGUGAGAAAGCAGGUGGUUCACAUGGACCUCUUAGAGCAUCUGCCCAUAUUAGAGUCUCCGCAAGAUUUGAUUAUCAGCCAGAUAUCUGCAAGGAUUACAAGGAAACAGGUUAUUGUGGAUAUGGCGAUGCUUGUAAGUUUAUGCAUGAUCGUGGGGAUUAUAAAUCGGGAUGGCAGCUAGAGAAGGAAUGGGAUGAAGCGGAGAAGACAAGGAAAAGGAAUCUGGCUUUGAAACUACUUGACAAUGAGGAUGAUGAGAAUACAGCAGAUAAUAGUGAUGAAGAUGAUCCCUUGCCAUUCGCUUGCUUCAUUUGUAGGCAACCUUUCGUGGAUCCAGUGGUGACCAAGUGCAAGCACUAUUUCUGUACCCAUUGUGCAUUAAAGCAUCAUGCAAAAAAUAAGAAAUGCUUUGUGUGCAACCAGCCGACACUCGGAAUAUUCAACACAGCUUUUGACAUAAAAAAGAAAAUGGCAGCAGGGGAGAAAUGAAGAAGUGGUUGAAUCAUUAGAUAUUUAUUUCAUGUACUGCUGAUUACAUUGGUUUUAGUGUAAGUUCUCCUUUUCUGCCAAUAUUAUUUACAGUUGUAAUUUUGACAGUAUGGGAUUCUUGUCUGAUAAUGAAGUUGUAAUUUUGACAAUAUGGGAUUCUUGUCUGAUGAAUGAAGCUUACAUAUAGAUCUUGCAUAUAUUCUUACUAUCGUUUAUAUGGUUUACUUUCUUAUGGAAGUGAUGUUUGCAGUAUUAUAUAUUUCUAGUGGGGCAAAGAUUAUGGUUUUUUUCCUUUGUGGCCAGCGAGAUAUGGCAAACCAUUAUUCAUUUGGUGCAAGUUUAGUGAGAGGGAGUUUUGUGAAACGUUUUAACUUUUAUCCUGUGUCUACUAUGAUAAGAAGAUUUGAAGGAGUCUGUUUAGAAACAAUUAUGUACUUGGUUAUUUUCCACCUUUUUAAGGACAAGCUCAGAUUUUUUAACAAUGGGGGUGCAACCAGCCCAAGGCUUCUUCUUUUUCUUUUUCUUUGUUUUGUAUUUUUUAUUUUUGGUGUUUUUUUUUUUUUUUUU